Molecule: messenger RNA, 267 nt
Organism: Laccaria bicolor S238N-H82
Lineage: Eukaryota; Fungi; Basidiomycota; Agaricomycetes; Agaricales; Hydnangiaceae
Gene: FAS-5
Exons: 1
Coding region: 1-267 (88 amino acids)
Source: RefSeq, a predicted model, not a curated record
AUGUUAUAUCCCAUCUGGUGUAGAUCUCCGGUUAACCCCCACCGCCAGCUCGAGGGUAUAGGAGACCACCCUCGCCUCGAGACUAUAGGGAGUAUUCGGCACCUCCAGGCCGUCAUGAAGCCAAUAUUGCCUGCAGCAACUGGCGGAUCUCUCGUUAAACUUGUUCACCUCUACAAUCCCUUCUGUAAGGUUGAUGGGGCCAAACCCCUUCAGGUUGGAGAUGUCUGCAAAAGGCAGAAGCUCGCAUCGUUUCCGCCAUCAACGUGA